This is a messenger RNA of Centruroides sculpturatus (bark scorpion), 1473 nucleotides long. RefSeq names its product B-cell lymphoma 3 protein-like. Gene Ontology annotation, molecular function: protein binding. Bases 1 to 678 code for a protein of 225 amino acids. Lineage: Eukaryota; Metazoa; Arthropoda; Arachnida; Scorpiones; Buthidae. The transcript has 5 exons. The record is from RefSeq and is a predicted model, not a curated record.
AUGUCGCUGUUGGCCCAGAGAGCGCUGCUGGCGGACGAAGACGGAGACAGGCCCAUCCACGUGGCGGCGGUGCACGGAGACGGAGAACUGGUGCGGCGCCUGUGCGGCCUGAUGAAGUCGGUGGGAGCCUCCCUGGACUCGGCCAAUUACCUGGGACAGACGCCGCUGCAUCUGGCCGUUUUGGCCAAGAAGGUGGGUCCGGCGUCCGUUCUGCUGCAAGAAGGAGCCUCUCUCCCUCCUCGAGACCGCGGCGGCAACACCGCCCUGCACCUGGCCGUCAGACACUUCGACCGCCCGUGCCUGCGCCUCCUGCUGGACCACCCUGACUGCCGACGGAUUCUGGACGCCCGCAACUACGACGGUUACACCCCUCUGCACGAGGCCGUCUUCCGGGACAACCUCCCCGCCCUUCGAAUGCUGGUGGCGGCCGGAUGCGACGUGGACGCCGGGGACGGGAAGAGUGGAAGAACGGCGCUGAUGCAUUCUGUGAUGAAAGGGAACGACGAUGCCGUCUGCCUAUUGAAGAAGUUCGGUGCCUGUCCACGCAAAACCGACUACUCGGGAAUAGAUCCGGUACGUGUGGCCUCCGACAGAGGAAACGUGGCUCUAGCUGCCAUCUUGGAAGGAAAAGUAGCCGCCAAUGCCUUUUCUCUCGACAGUGUCGCACACUUACGCUAGACUUCCGUCUUCUAGCAGUUUGGCAUCCGGACUACCGGUUGGCAGUGGAAAAUAAUGGAACUCAUUCGACCCUUAUUUUCUUCACUUCCGGAAAUGGAAAGGUGAAAAUAUCUGCUUCUGUUCUACUCGCAAAGCUUUUUUCACAUAUACUCGGUCGUCGAAUAGCCGGCCCAUCUGUUACUUUCACAUUUAUUCACCUAAUGCCGGUGUAAACAUCGAGACGGGUUGUGCUCGAUGCUGUCGUAUUGUGUGAAAUAUCGCUAUGACUUCCGUACUGUACAUCCAGCACGUCUACUGCCGGAUAAUGCCAAGAUUUUGUCCCGUCUUGGCGAGUAUCCCGUGUCCGGCAGCCAUACAUUUUGUAAGCGGAUAUCCAACGUCAGUCUCGCGAAAUAGGCUUCGGGUCACCGAAGACAAUAGGUAAAUCGAGUUUUAUAUUUAUAUAUGGUUUCCGUGUCUUAAUCCUCGGUCAGUUUAACCUUCGCAACACAAAAGGCCUCACAGACUCCAAUCAAAAUUAAAAUGGCUCCCAAUGUCUGUUGUAUAUUAAAUUCACAAUGAAUUCGGUUUAUUCGUAAAGAACAUUCUGUUGCUUUAGCGAUUGCGCAUUUUCAAUGUUUAGUAAAUACAUUUAUUUUAAUUUUUUGUGGGUCUGUAAGAUCCCACAGGAAAUUAAGAUAUAUUUACGUGUUUGUAUUUUCCACUUAUAAUAGAAAAUACAGCUAUGUUUUGUAUUGUACAUAAUGCACACGUUAGUUUUUUUAUAAACAUAGUUGUCAAUAUGAUUACAGUCGA